Pelobates fuscus (common spadefoot toad) is the source of this 13220-nucleotide messenger RNA. RefSeq names its product dynein axonemal heavy chain 1 (gene DNAH1). Gene Ontology annotation, biological process: microtubule-based movement. The coding region runs from base 1 to 12609 and encodes 4202 amino acids. Gene Ontology annotation, cellular component: dynein complex. Gene Ontology annotation, molecular function: ATP binding; dynein light intermediate chain binding; minus-end-directed microtubule motor activity. Lineage: Eukaryota; Metazoa; Chordata; Amphibia; Anura; Pelobatidae. The transcript has 77 exons. The record is from RefSeq and is a predicted model, not a curated record.
AUGAGUCACAUACAUAAGGAUGUCCCGCUUUCUCCUGUGAGGAUCUCUUACCGGGCAUUUUCUCAUGUCACCCCACAUCCUCCAGUACUUACUAUGGAUUCAGUGCCAGAGGACAGCCAUAUGCAAUCUAGGAAAUAUCCAGUUAUCAAACAGAGGGGAUUCUAUUCUGAUAUCCUGUCCCACAGUUCAUUUCCACUUCUUAAAGAUGUAAGUGCUGGACCCAACGUGCAGCCAAAUCUUCUCAGACAAGCGGACUUAGAGCAUAAUACACCCAAAGUCACAAGUUUCAAGGUUCCACAGAAUCUUCAGUCUUACCUAGACAAACAAGUAUCUGGUCCCACCACUGAGCUGUUGGUGAAAUCUGACUUUUCAAAGAGUGGUUACCAGCCGAAAGUUCAACUUCCUUUCCUUCUGCCACCGGGGAAGUGUCCUCGGAGGAUUGAGCUAGAGAGGAGAAGACGUCAGUAUUUGAAGCUUAACAUAACUCAGCUGUUAACUAAUGAAGAAAUAGACUCCAACCAGUUAAUGCCUCGUCACACAGAUGCUAACAAUCUGCCUAAUAUUGGGCAGAACAAUGGUGAAGUUCUUCCCACCUACUUACCUUUGGAGAUCUUUGACGAUGAAGAGUUUGAUAUUCACACAUGGUCUGAUUGGCUAAAUAUGGGAUACGAAGAUGGGUCUAAUGAAAGGAAACCUAUACCAGGCCAUGCUCUUCUACCUUUGGAUGACGCACUGGGGCAUGAAGAUCCCAAAAAUCCACAGAUAGUGUAUGAAUGGUGCAGUGUCGGUGUUCUGAUUUAUGAUGAGAAGAAGAAGCUGUACCUCGUACACAAGACAAAGGACAACAUCCUCAUGAAAACUUCUACACUCCAUAUAAACCAUGUCUCAGGUCCCUCAGGGCUGACACUCUACCAGUAUUGGGUGCCACGCAUCAGGCUCUUGUUUUGCGCUGAAGAUCCACGUGUGUUUACUCAAAGAAUCGUUGCUGCCUGCAAACUACGUAAGCAAACAGAGGCCCUUAUAUUGUACAACCUGUACAUAGACUGCAUGCCAACCAGCGGGCAUUGUAAGAUUGCGGCAGAGAGUCUUAGUCGGAUGAAGAAACAUGUGCUGACCACAUCACGUCUAAAAGCAGAAAAAGAUUUAUCUUGUCAACUGGAAAGUUUGGAAGAGGAAAUCAGUCUGGACUAUGAACGUACCAUGAACAAGAUAAUCUUUGACAGGCAUGUUUCCUCAAAUCCCCACAAAUUCCCUUAUGUUACUUUACCAGAUAGAUUGGAAGACAAGGCUCCUAAGAAAGGGCUGGUUGACGUUCCAGAGUAUAGCUUUGCCAAGAGCCGAGCAGCCUUCACUUUUACCACUCUUUUGACGCGGCCAGAGGUCAUAAAGUCUCUCUGCAAAGUACGAGCAGAGUGCAAUAAGGUGUCCACCAUGUCUCUGUUUCACUCAACCCUAACAAAAUGUGUCAGACUAGAAGAAUUUGAACAGACUCAGUCACAGACCUUCUCUCAGGUUCAGUUAUUUCUCAAGGAUAGCUGGGUUAAUACCUUGAAGAAUGCAGUGCGUGGCAGUCUACGGGAUGUAGGAAAAGGCUGGUAUGACCUUAGUGAGUGUAACUGGAAAGUGUACUCCAUGUCCAAGCUACGUCAACUGAUGGAACUCAUCAAGUUCAACUUACAAGACUCCCUGAGAUUUUUGGUGCAGGAUUCUCUGGUCAACUUUGCCCAAAUGAUACUGGAUGCGUCUUACAGUAUUUUGUCCUGUGCCGAAAAUUUGGAAUGGGGAGGAGACCUUGUCAACAGCCCAUACAAACCUCGUAAAAACCCAAUAUUCCUGUUGGAUUUGGUGCUGGACAGUGCCGGUGUUCAUUUCAGUACACCUUUGGAGAAUUUUGAGGUGGUGCUCAUGACGCUUUUUGACAAAGGAAUCAUAGCAACACACAGCAUACCGCAGCUGGAGAAAUUUGUCCUGGAAAACCUCUUUAUCAGUGGCACCCCGUUGCUGGAGUCUGUCGGACUGCAUGAACCCCCUGUAGAAGAAAUGCGUAAAAAUAUUCACACAGCAAUACAAAAAGCCAUGAUCCCUUUAAAAGCAUAUGCCAAGGAAUAUGAGAAAUAUUUGGAACUUAAUAAUACUGAUGUAGAAACUUUCAUAAAAGCAUUCAGCGCAAAGAUACAUUCUGCUUCAGAGGUAAAGGCUUCUGUGGAACACCAUCUUUUAGAAAAGGAACGACUGGACAAUGCUCUCCCCAACUCGAUCAUUAUUGGUCCUUUCCAGAUCAACGUUGAAGGCGUUAAGCAAAACCUAUCCCGAAAACGCAAAACCCUGUCUAAUUCACUGCUGGAGUUAAUCGCCAAGCGUGUGCGCCGUGAAAUAGAUGAGGUCUCAGAACAGUUCCGAGCCAUCAGCCGUAAAAUGUUUGACAAGCCAAACAGCGUAGAGGAGCUGACAGACCUGAGGGAAUGGAUGAAAGGAAUCCCAGAGCAGUUAAAAACCCUGGAGGAGCAGGCUGCUAAAGUUAUUUCCGAUUAUGAUGUCAUGGAUGAGUUUUUUUACAGCCUUUCCCAAGAGGACUUUAAUGCGAAGUGGGCAGCUAUUUCAUGGCCAUACAAAAUUACAAAACAGACUGAUGAGAUUAAACUCCAGCACUCGGAAGAUGAAGAAAAGUUCCGUAAAAUCCAAGUGAUGGAUCAGAACAAUUUCCUGGAGCGUCUAGACUCCCUGCAGAUGGUUGUGGCUGCAUUUUCCACACAUUUCGAUAUCACUCGCGUUCACGAGAUAGCCAAUGAAGUGAGGAGAGUUCACAAACAACUGAAGGAGUCGCAGGAGUUGGCUCAACUCUAUAACAACAGGGAGAGACUCUUUGAGCUUCCUGUCACAAAUUAUGACAAACUUUUGAAGCUGGUAAAAGACUUUCAACCUUUCCGGGAUCUGUGGACCACUGCUUCAGAUUGGAUGCGCUGGUACGAGAGCUGGAUGAACGACCCACUUACUUCCAUAGAUGCUGAGCAGUUAGAGAAGAACGUGAUGGAGUCAUACAAAGCCAUGCAUAAAUGUGUUAAACACUUUCGAGAUAUUCCAGCCUGCCGAGAUGUGGCUCAAGACAUCAAGAGCCGUAUAGAAGAAUUCAAGCCAUAUAUACCACUGAUCCAGGGAUUACGCAAUCCUGGCAUGAGAAAUCGCCACUGGGAAAUCCUCUCUGAUCAAAUACAGAUCAAUAUAAAACCUAAGGCCAACUUGACCUUCACCCGUUGCCUGGAGAUGAAUUUGCAGGAUCACAUCGAGAGCAUUGCCAAGGUGGCAGAAAUCGCUGGCAAGGAAUAUUCAAUAGAGCAGGCUUUAGACAAGAUGGUGAAUGAAUGGGAAUCUGUGAUGUUUACCAUACUGCCAUACAAAGAAACUGGGACCUAUAUAUUGAAGAGCCCAGAGGAGGCUUCACAGUUGCUGGAUGACCACAUAGUAAUGGCGCAAAGCAUGUCCUUCUCCCCGUACAAAAAGCCCUUUGAAGAACGUAUUAGCACUUGGGAGGGAAAACUUCGUUUAACACAGGAUGUUCUGGAGGAAUGGCUGACCUGUCAGCGUUCUUGGCUUUACCUGGAACCAAUCUUUAGCUCAGAAGAUAUUAACAGACAGCUGCCUGUCGAGAGUAAGCGUUACCAGACCAUGGAAAGGACCUGGAGAAAAAUUAUGAGAAACGCGGAGGAAAAUAAGCAGAUUAUCUCCUUGUGCCCAGAUCCUCGUCUAUUGGAAAACCUGCGCGAAUGCAACAAGCUGCUGGAGCUCGUACAGAAAGGACUCAGCGAAUAUCUUGAGACAAAGAGAUCUGCUUUUCCCAGGUUUUACUUUCUUUCUGAUGAUGAACUUUUGGAGAUUCUGUCCCAGACUAAGGACCCUACUGCUGUGCAACCUCACCUUCGAAAAUGUUUCGAGAACAUUGCACGGCUUAUGUUCCAGUCGGAUCUACAAAUCACUCACAUGUAUUCAGCCGAGGGAGAAGAAGUCAAGCUGUCUACACCCAUUUAUCCGACAGGCAAUGUGGAGGAUUGGUUACUAGUAGUGGAGAAAGUCAUGAAGGCCAGCAUACGUGAUUUCAUCGAGAAAUCUAUCAAGGUGUACCCACAGAUGCCCCGUACAGAAUGGGUGAUGCAUUGGCCUGGGCAGGUUACCAUAGCUGGAUGCCAGGCAUACUGGACAAAGGAAGUAUCUGAAGCUCUGGAGGCUGGGGACCUGUCCACUCGGCUCUUUCCACAGCUUGGAACUCAGCUAAGUGACCUUGUAGGACUGGUACGUGGAAAGUUGUCCCGCAUGCAGCGUUCUAUCGUAUCUGCUCUUAUCGUGAUUGAAGUCCACGCUAAGGAUGUUGCUGCCCGUCUCAUAGAGGAAAAUGUGAACAGUGUAAAUGAUUUUGAAUGGAUUUCUCAGCUCAGGUAUUACUGGGCUAGAGAAGAUCUCUAUGUGAGAGCUGUCAAUGCUGAAUUUCUUUAUGGAUAUGAAUACCUUGGUAACACAGGACGUUUGGUCAUAACCCCCCUCACAGACAGGUGUUACCUCACACUGACUGGGGCACUGCAUCUAAAAUUUGGAGGUGCUCCUGCUGGGCCAGCUGGGACAGGAAAAACAGAGACCACCAAAGAUCUGGGUAAAGCUCUUGCAAUCCAAACUGUAGUAUUUAACUGCUCUGACCAGCUUGAUUUUAUGGCUAUGGGCAAGUUCUUCAAAGGAUUGGCGAGUUCAGGAGCUUGGGCAUGCUUUGAUGAAUUCAAUCGGAUUGACAUUGAGGUCUUGUCUGUGGUGGCCCAGCAGAUUGCUACCAUUCAGAAAGCCCAACAGCAAAGAGUGGAUCGCUUUAUGUUUGAAGGAGUAGAGAUCCCCUUGGUGUCUACAUGUGCAGUAUUUAUUACAAUGAAUCCUGGUUAUGCUGGACGCACAGAAUUACCUGAUAACCUGAAGGCUCUUUUCCGUCCAGUCGCAAUGAUGGUGCCAGAUUAUGCGAUGAUUGCUGAGAUAUCUCUUUACUCUUUUGGUUUCAACAAUGCGAAGAUUCUGGCAAAGAAAAUUACUACAACGUUCAAACUUUCUUCUGAGCAACUUAGUUCUCAGGAUCAUUAUGAUUUUGGAAUGAGAGCUGUUAAAACAGUGAUUUCUGCUGCUGGAAACCUGAAGAGAGAAAAUCCAACCAUGAAUGAGGAGCUGAUCUGUCUCCGGGCUAUCCGUGAUGUUAAUGUGCCCAAGUUCUUACAAGAUGACUUGAAGCUCUUCACUGGCAUUGUGUCUGACCUUUUCCCACGGAUUGAGGAAGAACACAUUGAUUAUGGCAGUCUAGAACAAGCAAUUCGCAAAACCUGCAUUCAGAAAAAUCUAAAGGAUGUUGAUGGCUUUGUAACAAAAUGCAUCCAGCUGUAUGAGACAACGGUGGUGCGGCAUGGUCUGAUGCUUGUAGGUCCUACAGGUUCUGGGAAAACACAGUGUUAUAUAGUGCUUGCUGCUGCCCUUUCAUCACUUAAAGGGAUGCCAUCAGUCAGUGGAGGGACCUAUGAAACUGUACACUACUACAUUUUGAAUCCAAAAUCCAUCACAAUGGGUCAGUUGUAUGGAGAAUUUGACCUCUUAACGCAUGAGUGGACAGAUGGAAUCCUCUCGUCACUUAUUAGAGGUGGUGCCACAUCAACAGAGCCUGACAAAAGGUGGUACAUGUUUGAUGGACCUGUAGAUGCUGUGUGGAUUGAGAAUAUGAACACAGUCCUUGAUGAUAACAAGAAGCUUUGUCUGAGCUCAGGAGAGAUCAUUAAACUUACAGAGGCCAUGACCAUGAUGUUUGAGGUGCAAGAUCUCGCGGUUGCAUCCCCAGCUACUGUUUCUCGUUGCGGAAUGGUGUAUCUGGAACCCAGUGUCCUUGGUCUAAAGCCUUUUACUGAAUGCUGGCUCAAUACAAUCCCAGCCGUCAUGAAACCCUAUAGAGAGCAGCUGGACUCUUUAUUUUCUCGCUUUUUGAAGGAUGCCAUCAUGUUUGUGCGUCGCUCUGUUAAAGAAAUCAUUGCGUCAACUGACAACAAUCUGGUCAUGAGUCUUCUUAAGCUGUUAGAUUGCUUCUUUCAACCUUUUAUCCCACAAGAGGGACAAAAGAGAAUUGCACAGGAGAAGCUUAGCCGCAUAGUGGAAUUGAUAGAGCCUUGGUUCUUCUUCUCUCUGAUUUGGAGUGUUGGAAUCACCGGAGACUCAAAUAGCCGUGUCCUGUUCAGCAAGUGGCUGAGAGACAAAAUGAUUGCCGAGAAGACAGUAAUGCUUUUCCCAGAUCAGGGGCUUGUGUACGACUAUAAACUGGAUGAUGCAGGAAUUAGCAGUAAAGCCGACGAGGAUGAUGAGGAUGUUCAGAGAAAGGUGAGUUGGGUGAACUGGAUGGAAUCAUCUGCUCCUUUUUCCAUUGCCCGUGACAGCAGCUAUGCAGAUAUCAUUGUCCCAACUCUUGACACCGUUCGCAUGUCUCAAAUCCUUGGAAUGCUUUUGACCAAUAAAAAGCCAGUUCUGUGUGUGGGGCCCACCGGGACCGGAAAGACUCUUACAAUAUCUGACAAGCUGCUCAAGAAUCUUCCACAUGAAUAUAUCAGUCACUUCCUCAUGUUUUCAGCAAGAACUUCAGCCAAUCAGACGCAAGAUCUUAUUGACAGCAAACUGGACAAAAGGAGAAAGGGGGUAUUUGGACCACCUCUUGGACGCUACUUUAUCAUCUUUAUUGAUGAUCUAAACAUGCCUGCACUCGAGACAUAUGGAGCACAACCACCCAUUGAGUUGCUCCGUCAGUGGAUGGACCAUGGUGGCUGGUAUGACCGCAAGCAGAUAGGAGUUUUCCGGAAUUUAAUGGAUAUAAAUUUUUUAUGUGCCAUGGGACCGCCAGGUGGUGGCAGGAACCCAGUGUCCCCACGGCUUACCCGUCAUUUUAAUUUCUUGUCCUUCACUGAGAUGGAAGACAGCAGCAAGAGCAGGAUCUUCUCUACCAUCCUUGGUAGCUGGAUUGCAGGGGCACCAGCAGUGCAGCACCUGACGGGACAGUUGGUCGAUGCCACGAUUAAGAUGUAUAACACUAUUAUAUCUCAGUUGCUCCCUACGCCAGCAAAGUCUCACUACACAUUUAAUCUUCGAGACUUGUCGAAGGUAUUUCAGGGAAUACUAAUGGCAGAACCAUCUAAAAUGGAGGACAAGUUUCAGCUCUUGAAGCUGUGGUAUCACGAGUCCUGCCGCGUAUUCCAGGACCGGUUAGUGAACCAGGAAGAUCGGAACUGGUUUGAUGAGCUAAUGAAGGAAAGAAUGCAGGAAUUUGGUGCAACCUUCGAGGAGGUUGUCCCUCAGCAACCUGUGCUGUUUGGAGAUUUUAUGUCUCCAGGGGCAGAUACAAAAUCCUACCAGCUCAUUACCGACCGAGAAAAGCUCCAUCGUAUAAUUGAGGAAUACAUGGAGGAUUUCAAUCAGAUCAACACCGCGAAGAUGAAGCUGGUUCUUUUUAUGGAUGCCAUUCAACAUAUUUGUCGAAUCAGCCGCAUCUUACGACAACCAUUAGGAAAUGCUCUUCUGCUUGGUGUAGGAGGCAGCGGGAGACAGUCUCUAACUAGACUGGCAAGUCACAUGUCAGAAUAUGAAUGCUUCCAAAUUGAACUGUCCAAAAAUUAUGGGAUGACUGAAUGGAGAGAAGAUAUAAAGGGUAUCCUGCUGAAAGCUGGUCUCCAGAAUAUGCCCAUAACCUUUCUCUUCACAGACACACAGAUUAAGAAUGAGUCAUUUCUUGAAGAUAUAAACAACAUUCUGAAUUCAGGAGAUGUUCCCAACUUGUAUGGACUAGAUGAGCAAGACCAGAUUGUCACUGUCAUGAAACCAAUUGUGCAGGAUAUGGGACAACAACCAACCAAGGCCAACCUAAUGGCAGCAUACACCCGACGGGUCAAGGGCAAUAUUCAUACUGUGCUGUGCAUGAGUCCAAUAGGAGAAGUGUUCAGGGCUCGUCUCAGGCAGUUUCCAGCACUAGUAACUUGUUGCACAAUUGAUUGGUUUAAUGAAUGGCCAGAGGAUGCUUUAGAAUCAGUGGCAUCAUCAUUCCUGGUGGAGAUUCCUGAGCUUGACUCAAAAGAGUCCUCUGUUUCAGGCAUGAUCAAGAUGUGCGUUGAAAUGCACCAGUCAGUAGCCGUAAAGUCAAAGCAAUACUUGGCAGAGCUCUCACGUCAUAAUUAUAUCACCCCAAAGAGUUACCUGGAGCUGCUAGGAAUAUACUCAAAGCUUAUUGGAAAGAAGGUGAUGGAGAUAAAAACUGCAAAGAACAGGAUGAAAAGUGGACUUGAUAAGCUCCUUCACACAGCUGAAGAUGUUGCAAAGAUGCAGGAGGAACUAGAAACAAUGCGGCCCCUGCUGGAAGAGGCAGCCCAGGAUACAGUGAUUACAAUGCAAAAGAUUGAGGAAGACACAGUUGUUGCAGAGGCCACUCGUCAAUCUGUACAAGUCGAGGAAGCUAAAGCCACAGAAAAGGCUCGCAUGGCUCAAGAAAUUGCGGCUGACGCUCAGAAAGACCUCGACGAGGCUCUUCCCGCAUUGGAUGCUGCCCUGGCCAGUCUGAAAUCACUCAACAAAAAUGAUGUUACUGAGGUCAGAGCUAUGCAGCGCCCUCCUGAGGGCGUCAAACUCGUAAUAGAAGCUGUUUGCAUUAUGAAAGGAAUAAAACCAAAGAAAAUUGCUGGAGAUAAACCGGGAAGCAGAAUAGAUGAUUACUGGGAGCCAGGAAAGGGUCUACUGCAAGAUCCUGGCAAAUUCCUAGAGGGCCUGUUUAAGUAUGACAAGGACAAUAUUCCAGAUGCAGUCAUAAAAGCCAUUCAGCCCUACAUUGAUAACGAAGAAUUCCAGCCUGCAGCCAUUGCUCGGGUCUCCAAGGCUUGUACCUCUAUCUGUCAGUGGGCACGGGCCAUGCACAAGUAUCACUUCGUGGCUCGAGGUGUAGAACCCAAGCGACAAGCUCUACGGGAAGCUCAGGAAGAUUUAGCAGCGACCCAGAAAAUCCUAGAUGAAGCCAAAGCUCGUCUUGGUGCGGUAGAGGAUGGGAUCGCAACCUUAGAAGCAAAGUACAAAGACUGCGUGUCCAAGAAAGAAGAGCUGGAACAUAAGUGUGAGCAAUGUGAGCAGAAAUUGGGUCGCGCUGACAAGCUCAUCUCUGGCUUGGCCGAGGAGCGUCAACGUUGGCAGGAUACCGUUGUAGAUCUAGAGAACCUUCUGGUCAACGUCACUGGAGACCUGCUUUUGUGUGCUGGGUUCCUUGCCUAUCUGGGGCCAUUCACGGGUUCGUAUCGAACAGCACUUUUUGUUCAGUGGACUAAGAAAAUGAAGGAGUUGAAAGUUCCAUGCACAGAUGAGCCAUCCUUGAUAGGGACACUGGGUGAUCCAGUAAAAAUUCGCUCCUGGCAGAUUGCUGGGCUCCCGAAUGACAACCUAUCUGUGGAGAAUGGAGUAAUAACUCAGUAUGCCCAGUGUUGGCCUCAUUGCAUUGACCCUCAAGGACAGGCUAACAAAUGGAUCAAAAACAUGGAGAAGGAUAAUGCAUUGGAUGUUGUGAAGCUCAGUGACCGUGACUUUUUAAGAAGUUUGGAGAAUGCAAUACGUUUUGGAAAACCAUUUUUGAUGGAGAACGUUGGAGAGGAGCUAGAUCCUGCUCUAGAACCUGUGUUACUCAAACAAACAUACAAGCAGCAGGGGAGCACAGUACUACGUUUAGGUGAUACCAUCAUCCCAUACCAUGAUGACUUUAGAAUGUACAUCACUACCAAGUUACCAAAUCCUCAUUAUCCCCCGGAAAUAAGUACAAAGGUUACACUUAUCAACUUCACUCUGUCUCCAAGUGGCUUGGAGGAUCAGCUACUUGGGCAAGUGGUGGCUGAGGAGAGACCUGAUUUGGAAGAAGCUAAGAAUCAGCUGAUUUUAUCAAAUGCUAAGAUGCGUCAGGAGCUGAAAGAAAUUGAGGACCAGAUUUUAAUGCGCUUAAGCUCCUCACAGGGAAAUCCUGUAGAUGAUGUGGACCUCAUCAAAGUUCUGGAGGCCUCUAAGCUGAAAGCUGGGGAAAUCAAAUCAAAAAUGGUUGUGGCAGAGCAGACGGAACGAGAUAUAGACAUCACCAGGCAUCAGUAUGUCCCAGUAGCUGUCCGGACACAAAUCCUCUUCUUCUGUGUCUCAGAUUUGGCCAAUGUGGAUCCUAUGUACCAAUAUUCGUUGGAGUGGUUCCUUGGCAUCUUUUCAGCAUCUAUUGCUAACUCUGAAAGAGCAGAUACGGUGGAAAAAAGAAUACAAAACAUAAACUCGUAUUUCACCUUCAGCUUGUUCAGUAACGUGUGUCGCAGUCUAUUUGAGAAACAUAAACUCAUGUUCUCCUUCCUGCUUUGUGUGCGAAUCCUCAUGGAGCAAGGACUUAUUAAUAUGGAUGAAUGGCGUUUCUUGCUGUCUGGUGGCAUAGCGUCCACACUGGCUGAAAAUCCAUGUCCUGAGUGGCUGCCUGAGCGUGCUUGGAGGGACUUACAAGCUUUAAGUGCACUGAACAACUUCAGCAAAGUCACCGAACAAAUCGCACAACAUAGUGCAGAGUACAGAAUAAUCUGUGACAGCCCGGAGCCACAUCGGGAGCCACUUCCUGGGGAGUUGGGAACAUCUCUGGACGCUUUCCAAAAGUUACUUAUUCUGAGAUGUAUUCGCGGGGACAAACUGACAAAUGCCAUGCAGGACUACGUGUGUCAGCAUCUGGGACAGCGGUUCAUAGAACCACAGACAGCAGACCUGGGAGCGGUGUACAAUGAAUCUUCUCCUGUCACUCCUCUGAUCUUCAUCCUAUCUACUGGCACUGACCCAGCUGCAGAUCUCUACAAAUUUUCUGAAGAGAUGAAAUUUUCCAAAAAACUAACAGCAAUAUCAUUGGGACAAGGACAGGGUCCUCUAGCUGAAGCAAUGAUGCGCAGCUCAAUGGAACGUGGAAAAUGGGUAUUUUUCCAAAAUUGUCAUCUGGCUCCCAGUUGGAUGCCUUCAUUGGAGAGACUAAUAGAGAGUAUUGAGCCAGACAAGGUGCAUCGGGAUUUCCGCCUAUGGUUGACCAGCAUGCCCAGUAACCAGUUUCCAGUGUCCAUUCUGCAGAAUAGUUCAAAACUCACGAUUGAACCUCCACGUGGAGUAAAGGCCAAUCUGUUGCGUACUUACCUAAGUCUUAGUGAUGCAGAGCUGAACGAGAGCAGUAAGGCUCCUCAGUAUAAGACCCUACUGCUGUCUCUCUGCCUCUUCCACGGAAGCACAUUAGAAAGAAGAAAGUUUGGACCAUUAGGAUUCAACAUCCCUUAUGAAUUCACAGAUGGAGAUCUCAGAAUUUGCAUCUCUCAGCUCCGGAUGUUCCUUGAGGAGUAUACAGACAUUCCAUAUAAGGUCCUACGUUACACUGCUGGAGAAAUUAACUACGGUGGACGCGUCACUGAUGACUGGGAUCGACGUUGUCUCCUGAGUAUUUUGCAGGACUUCUAUCAGCCACCAGUUCUAAAAGAAGAACACAUGUUCUCAGAGUCUGGAGUGUAUCAUCAAAUAAGCCCAACACAUGACUUGAAUGGUUACCUACAGUACGUCCGUUCACUUCCACUUAACGAUAUGACAGAACUGUUUGGACUCCAUGAUAAUGCCAACAUUACAUUUGCUCAGAAUGAAAGCUUUGCUUUACUUGGCUCACUUGUGAAAUUACAACCGAGAGCACAGGCCACCGGUGGGAGCCGUGAUGAGAUGGUGGAGGAGAUUGCAGGAGGCAUCCUGCAGAAAGUCCCCAAACCCAUUCCUGUGCAGGAAGUUAUUUUAAAGUACCCGGUUAUGUAUCAGGAAUCUAUGAAUACUGUAUUGGUUCAAGAGGUUACGAGGUACAAUCGCCUCCUGUCCACACUCUCACAGACACUGAGUGACUUGUUAAAAGCUAUGAAAGGUCUAGUCGUCAUGUCUUCUCAGCUGGAGCUCAUGGCAAACAGUCUCUAUAACAACUUUGUGCCACAAAUCUGGAGCUCAAAGGCAUAUCCAUCGCUAAAACCUCUGGCCUCCUGGGUCCUAGAUUUACUGCAGCGGAUAGAAUUCCUCCAGAAAUGGAUCUCUGAUGGUAUACCUGCCGUGUUUUGGAUCAGUGGGUUGUUUUUUCCACAGGCAUUCCUAACUGGUACUUUGCAGAAUUUUGCCCGGAAGCAUGUAAUUUCCAUUGACACAAUCUCCUUUGAGUUUAAGGUUCUCAAGGAGUCAGUUACAGAGCUGAAGCAGCGCCCAUCUGAAGGCUGCUAUAUUCAUGGCUUAUAUCUGGAAGGAGCACGGUGGGAUAAAUCAACAAUGAUGCUGGCAGAGUCCCAUCCCAAAGAGCUUUACACAGAGAUGGCAGUCAUAUGGCUAGUCCCCAUUCCUGAACGUAAACCUACAACAUCUUCAAUAUAUCUGUGCCCCAUUUACAAGACUCUAACCCGAGCAGGAACACUUUCUACUACGGGGCAUUCCACCAACUACGUUAUUGCCAUUGAACUUCCCAGCAGCAAGUCUCAAACCCACUGGAUAAAACGUGGAGUUGCACUUAUCUGUGCCCUGGAUUAUUAACUGUACAUUUUAGUCUAUUAUUAAUAAUUAAUUAUACCUGUUUAUUUUAUGGAAUUUGUCUACUUUGGAGUUGAUGGUUGGAUGAAAAUCCACAAAAAAAAAACAAUCCCUCAAUUCAUUACAAUAGACAUGCCCGUUACCACAUCUGGCACCUUGGAUCCUGUUGAGAUAAAUUCUUAAACCUAAGAUCGAAGGAAAACUUAUCACACAAAUUUUAUUUAUAUUUUGAGGCACAUACAUUCUAUUCUAGCCUUUUCUUUAAUGAUUUAUAUUGGAUUUAUCUGAAUUUUUUCUGACACUUUCUCCUGCCUGCACAGUCAUUUUGUGUGAUUUUGAGUCAGAAACAACCAUUAUCCAAUUCAAGAUCACUCUCACCUGCCAGUCUGUUGUGUAUUAAGAGAGCGGUGCACAAUGCUUCUCACCUCUACACGUCACACAGCUUCAGAACAGAGGAAUAUUGAAGCCGGCUGUGAAAACGGUCAAGCUGUGCACAGCUUUGGGACCAAGCAGGCAAGAGUGACUUUGGUUCUAAAUGGUUAAUUCUGACCCAUGCUUAUUCAAUGUCUGGGCAGGCAAUGACAAGAACAUUCUAAUGAAAAUUCAGCACAUAU